AAGAGCUGUCAAACAUAACACGAUUACACCACCACCGCCCCCACUCUCUUUCUAUCUACCCUCGCCUCUCCUCCUCCCAAUUACCGAGAACAACUGGAGGAGGGAAAAGAAGAAGGAAGCCACCCUCUUCUCCCAUCGCCACCCUCUUCUCUCUUCGCCUCCAGCCAGCCAUGAGCUCCUUCUUCGAGAGCUUCCAAAAGAGGAGGUUCUUCCCCACCAUGCCCCUCAAGGAUGACCUUCCCAUCUCCCAAGGCCACCAGAAGGACACUCACAUGAUCGGCCUCAGGAGGCGGAUCUCCUCCUUCUCCGUCAAGAUCCAGCCCUUGUCCUCCGCCUCCGCUGCAUGGGCCUUCAGGAGGUCCAAGUCCGUGCCAUCCUUCGGGGACUUCGCCGGCGGCCCUCUCAGAAGGUGGUGGGAUUGGGGGCUGGGGUGGGUCCUCUCGAGGAAGCCGACCUUCGCCCGGGACCUCGAGAUGAACGAGGAGGAGACCGUGAUGCUCGGAUGCCACAGCAAGGGGACCUGGCGGCACGUCUUCUACAAGGUGCGGUCGGAGUUCAGGAAGCUCGUGGGAUCCAACACCUUGCCGACCACGCAGCAAUUUAGGUAUGAUUCCUUCAGCUAUGCGAAAAAUUUCGAUGAUGGCAAGAUGGGAGAGCAGUGAGGUGGCUUGGGGCCAGGGUCAGGCUUGGUGGUGUUUAGUGCUUACUGGUGUUUCUUGGAGGUGGAUCAUGGUGUGUUAUAGAGGAAUAUUCAUAGAUGAGUUGGUUAAGCAUUAUGUUCAUGUUGUCAUAAUUCAUCAUCACCUUAUGGCUAGUGGAGAUCCAUAAAGAGUACAUAAGGCUUCAACAAUUAUGGGCUGGAGCCGUCUCCCAGAGUUGAAGUGGCCUAGAUUGUUCAGAUCUAGCAUGUUUUAAAGGUUAAGAAAAAAUAAUUCUUCUAAAAAUCAUGAAUCUAUCAUCUAUAUAGUCUUAUUUUAUUGAUUUUUUUUUUUUGGGAUGUUAAACAAAUUCCGCAAUGUAAAUGAUCUAUGUCACAGUACUUCAAGUUGUAGCUUAUUUUUUUAAUAUGUGAUUGCGUUCCCCAUUUAUGUUUGAAAAGUACGCUUUGGCA
This is a messenger RNA of Elaeis guineensis (African oil palm), 1111 nucleotides long. RefSeq lists its product as uncharacterized. The record is from RefSeq and is a predicted model, not a curated record. NCBI's taxonomy places the organism in Eukaryota, Viridiplantae, Streptophyta, Magnoliopsida, Arecales, Arecaceae.